Messenger RNA from Colletotrichum fioriniae, 1185 nucleotides. NCBI's taxonomy places the organism in Eukaryota, Fungi, Ascomycota, Sordariomycetes, Glomerellales, Glomerellaceae. The record is from RefSeq and is a predicted model, not a curated record.
AUGUAUAACUUUGCCCGCGGUGGCCGCCGGCCGAUCGUCCAGCGAUUCGACGAAUACUACCGAUGCUAUCCCAUGGUCAUGGCACCUGGUCCCGAGCGACCCGAUCUCAACUACGGUUCCAAGAUCUUCCUGCCGCCCUCCGCCCUCGACAAGGUCUCGAAGCUCCACGUACAAUGGCCGUUGCUCAUGGAGAUUAUAAAUGGCGAGAAGGGAAAGCACUCACACGCCGGUGUGUUGGAGUUCGUCGCGGAGGAGGGCAGAGCAUACCUCCCCCACUGGGUUCGUGCUCCUAUCCUCUCCUUGGCCCGCGCUGGCCGUAGCGGAGGUGGCGUUGUUAACAUGAUGCAAACCCUCUCGCUAGACGUCGGCGACAUGAUCCAGAUCAAGACAACUUCUCUCGAGCUUGCCAAGCUAGUCAAGCUGCAGCCCCAAUCGACCAACUUCCUCGAUAUCAGCGAUCCCAAGGCCGUGCUGGAGAAGGCAUUUAGGAACUUCGCCGCACUUACCAAGGGUGACGUUUUCAACUUUGAGUACAACGACGAGAUCUACCACGUGGCGGUCCUUGAGGUCAAGCCGGAGACGGACAAGAUGGGAGUUUGCCUGAUCGAAACCGAUGUCGAGGUCGACUUCGCGCCACCAGUUGGCUACGUCGAGCCAGAGAGACAACAGAGAGGCAGCGGAACCAGCACACCCAGAAGCGGCCGCGGUGGCCUCCCGGCCGGCGGUCUGCUUCACAGCCAAGGAUCCAUGGCCCAGUCCAUCAACUACGGCGCCAUCGCCCCCGGCACGGCAACGACCAACUCCAAAUUCUACGGCGAGGGCCAGAAGCUCAGCAAGAAGGGGAGCAAGGCGUCGACACCCAAGCCCGCGACUCCCGUGGCAGGCGCCUCAGCCAACCCGCCCGCUCUACCCAUCCCGCGCCGAAACAACAACGGCCCCAUGCCUCUCCGCCUUCCGCCCAACAAGCUCUUCUUCGGCUACGAGAUUAAGCCGGUCAAGACCGACGACGAUAAGAAGCGCGAGCUAGAGGAGCAGAAGCGGCCGCAUUUCGCGGGCCAGGGCCAGACACUCCGGGCCAAGCGCAAGGGCGAGGCCGAGGAGAAGGAAAAGGCUCCCGAGAAGAAGGGCCCUGCGGAGGGACGGAGAGUGGAUAGUCGCGGACCUAAGCCUCGCGGCAUCGAGUAA